Messenger RNA from Amphiprion ocellaris (clown anemonefish), 2923 nucleotides. Its product is annotated as extracellular matrix protein 2. The record is from RefSeq and is a predicted model, not a curated record. Gene Ontology annotation, molecular function: collagen V binding; protein binding; heparin binding. Bases 292 to 2142 code for a protein of 616 amino acids. Gene Ontology annotation, biological process: positive regulation of cell-substrate adhesion; extracellular matrix organization. The transcript has 10 exons. Gene Ontology annotation, cellular component: extracellular matrix. Lineage: Eukaryota; Metazoa; Chordata; Actinopteri; Pomacentridae.
UCUUCACUCCAGCGUUCACUUUGAGUAGAGGGCAUGUGCGGUACGUUUUAGUAUUGAUUUAAGCUGACUCACAACUGAGAAGUCCCACCUUUUGCUCUGAGUGUUCAUAAUCCCAAACUCUUGGGUUUUCUGCAGAUGUUGAUGUGUAAACUCCUAAGUUGACUGCUGCUCACAGAGUUUCUACUCUUUGGCAUCUGCACUUUAGGUGGAUUUAAAUCCACACUACAUCCCUGACGAUCUGAAGAAAAAGUUUUUGAUUUGUUUCUCCACCUGGAAAGAGCUCAUCCAACAAUGCAAAUGCAAAGGACGUGGAUUGUGUUCAUUUAUCUGACAGGCACAGUUUUAUCAGGACAUAGCCAAGAAUCUUGGCACGAUGUGGCUGCAUUAUUGGAAAUCUCUUCUGAGACAUCUGAAAUAGAAGAAGCAACCAUGCAUCCAACACAGAUUGAUACAGGAGGGACAUUUUUGGACACACAUGCUGGUGAAGAGGUUGAGGAUGAGCAUCUCCAAAUGGAUGAAAAUGACACCAAUCAAAAAAGGGCUGAUUUCGAAAAGCUGGAAGCUGGUAGAAGAAGGAGAAGCGCCUGGGGCAGGAAGCAUGCAGCCACAGUGGAGGCCACUGCAUAUAGAAUAGCAGGGUUUGGGCGACCUCUCAUGGGCUGGAGAAAACGAGGAAAAGCAGAGGAGGAGACCAGCGCUCUGAUGGCUGCACUUAAAGAACUUCAUGCUGAGAGAAGAAGGCUGAUGGAUCAUGGGAAAACACAUGAGGAGGAAGAUGAUGAUGAUGAUGACGACGAUGAUGACGACGAUGAUGAUGAUGAAGAAGAAGAGGAGGAAGAAGAAGAAGAGGAGGAAGAAGAAGAGGAGGAAGAAGAAGAAGAAGAGGAGGAGGAAGAAGAAGAAGAAGAGGAGGAAGAAGAAGAGGCAACUGAGUCUCCCAGCAAUCAAACAGAAACAUUCUCCAGCUUUACAGCGUCUCCUCUUGAGUGUCGGACUGCAAACAGAGAAAUCAGCUGCCGAGGCAUCGGCAUGACUCACCUGCCAGUCUUCCAUAACCUCGAGGCCUCAAAGCUGGACAUGGCAGAGAACAACAUCAGAAUCAUCACUCUGCAAAGUUUCUCUGGCCUGCCGAACCUGGACACACUGGACCUGAGCCAGAACAAACUGGAUGAUGAGUCCUUUAGCCAAAACCCCCUAUUUAACUUGACCUUUCUGAAGAAGCUGAAUCUAGAUGGCAACCAGAUUACCACAGUCCCAGCGCUGCCACCAUCUCUGGAGGAGCUGAAGAUCAACAAAAACAAGCUGGGUACACUCACCCCCGACUGCUUCAAAGGUUUGUCAAACCUGCUGAAGUUGGAACUGGAGGAGAAUCUCCUUCAUGAGGGAAGUGUGUCACCUUUAGCUUUCAAACCACUGCAGAGACUUCUGGAUCUCCAGCUGGACAACAACCAUUUCCACUCCGUCCCUUGGGGCCUUCCUGCCUCUCUGCAGGAGCUUGAAAUGAAUGAAAAUCUGAUCAAGGAGGUGACAGAGGAGGCGCUGAGGAACUGCAUUCAUCUGAGAGCGUUAAACCUGAGUCAUAACCAGCUGCAUGAGCAAGGCAUUGCUACCCGCGCCUGGACACGUCUCAGGUCAAUGGAGGUCUUGGACCUGUCCAACAACCAGUUCACUUCAGUCCCGAUGAAUCUGCCUCGCCAUCUCCGUCAACUGAACCUCCAACACAACAACAUCAGCUACAUCCCUGCCUUCACCUUCCGUCACAUACGCCCCGGUCUGCAGUCUCUCCAAAUAUCCCACAAUGCCUUGAGCAAAGAGGGUAUAGAUCGAUUCUCUUUUGUUGGGAUGUACCGCUCACUGGCUGAGCUCCUGCUGAACAGCAAUCGCUUGAGAGAGAUCCCUCGCUGCGUCAGGCAGUUCAAGAACCUGCAGGUGCUGAGACUGGACAGCAAUCAGAUCAGGCUGGUGAGACAGUGGGGAGUGUGUCACCCUCGUAAUUCUGGCUCCACCUUGGCUUCGGUCCACCUGGAAAACAAUCUGUUGGAAGUGGAGAAGAUUCCCACCAAUGCCUUCUCCUGUGUCACGGAUUCCCAGGGACUGGUCCUGUAUCCACAGCAAGGCAACACAUAUGAGAUACCUACAUGAACAGAUACACACAGUACACGUGUGCAUCGACAUGACAGACUUAAACUAAUCUUUCAAGGUAUUUUGUCGUGUGCAUCUUCAUAAUCACCUCAAAAUCAUACAUGGUUUGCAGAAAUAUAGUGUUAUCAUGAUGUGUUCUUAGUCAGUCCGAGCUUUCAUUUUAGCAUCUCCAAACCCACCAUUUUCUUUUACACCUCUUCUUUGAUUGCAAAAAUAACUGUCAUAUUUUGGUAUGUAAUGAAACAAGUAUGCAAUUUGCAUGGUAAUUGAAAUAAUCAUUAUAUAAAACGCCCUUAAAAUGUAAAAGGAUCAUACAUUACAGUGGAAUCAGAAUGUGUUCUAAAGACAGGUUUUACUCUGCCUUUUCAUUGAGGUACAUGAUACUUUGGGAAUUUGAAGACUGAAGAGGAUUAGCCCACGUCUCUAGUCUAAGUCUGGGGUACUUGCAGGGUUUGCGGGAGAAGCCUUUAAUCAGUGUAAGCUGAAAUAAAGGAAGGGUGGUUGAAUGUGACACAGUCAAAUCUAAGAUGUCCCUGAAAGAAAGUUAAAACGCCUGGUGAAACAGUGUGAACCUAAGGGGGCCAUUAGGAAGAAAAAUAUAAACAUCAUGCUGGUUCUCUAUCACCAGAUGAGCUCCAACAUAAACAUCCACCACUGGCUGCUCAGUAAAAAUGCAUAAGGUCGCUUUGACUGUGAAGGGGGCCUCAUUCAAGGCCUCCAAACAUGUAGAGGUGACGUCAGUCACUGUAGGAUUGUGUACAGUAAUUGGGGUACAAGUAUG